GGCGUGGGGACGGGGCUGCGGGGUGAGGACAGGCCUAAGGCAGGGGCUGCGGGGCAGGGACAGGCUGUGGUGCCUCAGGAGGCUCCUGUGGAACCGUACCUAAGAUGUCUUCCCCAGCCCCGUGCAGGGCCGGGUGGCAGGCAGAGGGUUAGGUUAUGCCUUGUGUCCCUGUUGUCAGUAUCUUUGCACAGCCCUGCCUGUCCACAAGCUGUGCUGCCCCCAGCACAAGCGGGCACAGGGGCUUCCACAUUACGAGUGAUGUUACCUACAGUUCCUGGUACGUACACGGACCUGCGUAUUACCAAAGGGUGCUGUUUCGUGACGCUUUUCAUUGAACCCACUCUGGAUUGCUGCAGGACAGCUGUACCAGUGGUCUUCCUGCUCACCUUGACAAACCAUGGGGUCGGGCUUGAGUAGGAUGAUAUUGCUGCAGGCGUCCGCCAGUGGGAUGUUGCAUGGUUAGAAAUGGGCAAGGUGGUCAUCACACCAUGGCAAACAGGCAAAUGAGUCCACAAGUAAGCCCUGCUCCUCAGAUGUGGUCUGUAUGUUGAAAACAUUUGAGAAUACCCCAGCCAGCUUCUUUUUUCUGCCUGCUUCCAGGUGGGGAACCACGGGUGGAAGAAAACCCAAGGAACCCAUUUGCAGAAUCUGAGAAUUAGCUUGGGAUAGUCAUCAAAGGCUGUCUGGCAGCCAGGCUUCUCUCAAGGAGCCAAGUCCAGGUUAUACACAUGCCCUUAAUUUAGCCAUUGCUUAAUAAUAUAUGAAUGGUAAACUGCAACCUCCAAAAUAGUCUCCUAAUAUAAAUUUGCAAUGAACAUCCUUGGGAUCAUUUUCAAAGAAAAGAGGUAGAAUAAAAAUCAACAGGGGAUAGUCUCUGAGGCUUUGAGGCUGUGCUGCCUGCUUUAAUAAAAGGUAGCUGAGCCAGAAAGGCUCUCUGCCAGGGAUUUCUCCGCGAUCUGUCUUUCGAGGGCUAAUAUCCUUGAACGUGACCACCUGAUGUCAACUGCUUUUAACCACAGCCUCCUGCCUACCAAAUGAAUACACCAAACAUCACCAUGUUCAGUAAGCGUGUGGCGUCAAAGCAGACGAAGCCCCAGGAGUGGCACGUGUGGCUAGCCUUUGUCCACCCACGCCACAGCUCCUGCACGAAAUGUCUUACAACCACGUGUGCUCCUGGGGCAGGUAGGUUUGUCCUGGAGCUGGGGUCAAGGUGUGCUCAGCUGACAGUGGUGCUGGCUCUGCCAGCUGCGGCAGUGUCUCUAAAGCACCCUGCGUUAAGCAAGGGACUCAGUGUUGCUGCUUUUCCUGUGUUGUUGCAUUUCCUGGCCAUGUCCUACACUGCAGACCUUCAGGCCAGCCGAAAUGCCUCCGUGUCCCCAUGGCGGGGGAUGUUGAAAAUGCCUGGGCACUUUCUGUGGGAGCUGGGCAGCACCUGGAGCUCUGGGUCAGCUCCUUCCUUCCCUGGGGCACUGCCUCUAGCUCAGUGUAUUUGCAUCAUCUCACCAACGGUUCACCACCCUGGGUCCUAGAUGGGGUUUCCAGGCCAAACUGUAGGGGGGAACUGCUCGUCUGGCCCUCUGCCCACCUGGGCACCAGCCCUUGCCUGUCCGACCCCAGGGGCUAUGAGCCUGGGAGACGGCUGAGCAGCAGGGAAGGUGGCUGGACCCCAGCGCUGGACCUGACCUCCUGGACAUCCAUCUGCAUAUUCAGAUGUCGUUCCCAGCCGGUUGGCUGCCUCCGGCCUCCCCACUCCCUCUUUAAAGGACCUGAGCGCAGUGGGAGGACGUGCUGGCACUGCCUCUGCGACAUCCAGUGGCCCCCGGACGCCUGCCCUCAGGCACUGCGCUCCCUGCACCCCUGGAGCCAAGCUCCACACCACUAGCAGGCUGAAAUAUCAAACACCUGGGAAGCCGGCCAAUCUGUCACUGGAAAUGAUCCCCAAUCAGCUGAGGGUCAGCUCUCCGGUGUCUAGGCAGGAACAAGAGACGAUGGAUGGCAGGACUGGCUCUGAGCAGGACAGAGACCGUGUCACUUCAGGGCACAGCCAGGGGCUAAAGUUGGAGCCCUGUUUCCAGACUGACUCUCUCUUGCCUUCCCCCAGUGCGUCCCUGAUAUCACAGCUCCUCAGCCACCCAAUGGUUGGCAGGAGCCUGGAUCCCACCAUCAUUUUCCCUUCCUCUCAGGCAGUGGCCCUGCCUCAGGACUACAAGUGUGGUGCAUCUCCUGGAGAAGGAGCGCAAGCCCUGGCUUUCCCCAGGACCCAUGCCCCGGCUCCUGUGCCCUGUGCUGCUGACAGGGACCAGCUCUCUGACCAGCACCUACAGGACCAGCUCUCCAGCCAGCACCUACGAGCCAAACGGGCCAGGGUGGAGAGCAUCAUCCAAGGCAUGAGCCUCCUACCAACCCCUCAGGCAUUUGACACCAGCCUGGAGGCAGCUUUUGGGCACAAGAGGGAGAGGGGCGGUGAGAUGCCCCGGGAGAGUAAGAGGAAGCCGAGGGUUCCCCAGCAGGCCACAGGGGCAGCUGGGCAAGUGGCCCCCAUGGCGGGCAGCCCCCAUGCUGAGGGCUGCCAGCAGCUGAAGGAGCAGCUCUGCUUUUUAGAGCAGCAACUGAGGCGGCUUCAGGAGAAGUUCUCCCAGGUCUGCGACUCUGGGGACACUGCCCAAACCCAGGAAGGUGCUGAGAAAGUGCAUCCACUGCCUGAAAAUCCUGGAGACAGACCAGACAAGGACAGCGCCACUGCCACCAGCGACGCGCGCAAAGCUCCUCUCUGGAAGAGCGUCCUGGAGGUGCGUGGGCUGGAGGAGGAGGAGGAGGACAGCGGCGACACAGGUGGCCUGCCCUCAGCAGCGAGGGUCCUCUCGCAGGCGCUGAAGCACGAGCUGGCCGGGGUGACGUCGCAGGUGGUGGACUCCGUCCUGAAGACUGUCUGGCCGAAGGCAGCCAACCACCUUCUGCAGCAGCACCGCAGCCUCCCAGUGCCAGGGCCUGAUGUGAGGAGAGAGUAUUUUGCUGCUGGGAAAUGCAGAAAGCCACUUGCUAAGCCAUCUCCCAGGAACGCACCAGGCUUGCUGGGCUCACCUGAGGCCCUGUCAGGAGCUUUGGGGAAGAGCCUGGGCUCUCAUGCUGGCUCCUUCAGUUCAAAGGGGGUCAGAAAACCCUCUCAGGUACCCAGCAUGGGUUAUUCGCUGGUUUCAGCUGCCCCAGUCCAGGACAGCCAGCUGCUGAGCCAGCUGCUGGGCUUCGGCCAGCACGGCCUCUGGGGCAGUAGCUCUCGUGGGAGCCCCUCUGCUCUGGAGAGAGGUCCUCUGGAGCCCCUCGACUUGCACUGGGGAACCGUCAAACUGAGGUCGUCGGUCGUGAGACAGCAGCAGCAGCAUACCCUGCCCCUGAGCCCUGCCGACAUGGAGAGCCUGGCGCUGCUGCCAGCUGGCAGGGAUGGCUGCGGGGAGCUGCAGGCUGUGAUGGAUGGCGUGCCCUUCGCCUCCACCCAUAUGCAGGAGGCGCUGACCCCUGGCCACCUGAAGAAGGCCAAGCUGAUGUUUUUCUUCACCCGCUACCCCAGCUCCACUCUGCUGAAGACCUACUUCCUUGACGUGCAGUUCAGCCGCUGCAUCACCUCCCAGCUCAUCAAGUGGUUCAGCAACUUCCGCGAGUUUUACUACAUCCAGGUGGAGAAGUUUGCCCGGCAGGCCCUGCUGGAGGGCGUUGUGGAUGCUGGCACCCUCCGGGUCUCCCGGGACUCGGAGCUUUUCCGUGCCCUCAACAUGCACUAUAACAAGGGGAACGACUUCGAGGUGCCAGGGCGGUUCCUGGAAGUGGCCAGCCUGACGCUCCGGGAGUUCUUCAGUGCCAUCAGGGCGGGCAAGGAUGCCGACCCCUCCUGGAAGAAACCCAUUUACAAAAUCAUUUCCAAACUGGACAGCAACAUCCCGGAAGGGUUCAAAGCCGCUGGCUGCUCCCAGGAACUGCUCCGCAGCUGACACGCUGUGAAAGCAGCCCUGGGUCCUGUGUGCAGCCACCAUGUGCUAAGCACCUCACCGGCACUCUGUACAGCAUCCAUUAUUCUGAGUAUUUUCUCUCUGGCCUGUAAGACAGCUCCUUGGAUGAGGUCUGUCUCUUGCCUCAGGUGCUGGGAUUUUAUGCUGUGUGUUUUUUUCCCCUGCUCAAAGCUGGUGGGGUCCUACCAGAGACCCUUGGAGGGGAGGGAUAGAGCCAUGAGGUUGGAGCCUGGGAAAUCGCCCUGCCCCAAUUAUCCCCGUGACCCUGGCUGAGCUGCCUUCCUUCUCUUCCCCAAAGGGCCACAGAUCAGGGCAAACAGCCUUUCUGUUUAUAAAGCAGGCAGAGGUCCUAGCAGCGGGCAAAGUUUUCUUGGCACAGCAGACCAGUGGAUGUGCCUGGUCCAACAGCAUCCCUUGGUUUCUGUCCAGAUACAACACACCAGUGUCCAAAGAAAACAGCUGGUGAAUUCCAGCAUUUCAAGCACCCCAUGGGGAUAGUUGACCCUGUCUGGGAGAUGUAAAACCAGUGUUUGUUGCAGCCAGCAUGAACAACACUCCCCCCUGCCUCCCCUGUGCUGUUGGCAAGAGCCCCCCACGCAGCUGUGUGCUGUGGCGAAGCAGGUGAGUGUGCACUGGUGGAAGCAGCCCAGGAGCAACUGCUCAUGAGCAGUGCUACCCAUGAUGCUGGAGGAGAGCAGGGUGCACAGGUGGCACCGCUCAGCCCCUCAACCAGCCCCCAUCAGCCCAUCACCUGGGAGGAGAGUGCCAUGUUAAACACCCACCCACAUCCCUUUACACCAUGCUUCCACUGGCAAAACUGCCUCAAACAUCUUGGCUCCGCAACCUGCCCAUGAUGAAAGAGGAGCACAUUAUUUGGGACCUGUCAGUCCCUGUGGGUUUUAACAUAAGCAGGUGAGGAGCUGGGCCCUGAGGUCUGCAGCCCCAUUGCUGUAGGGAUGUAAACCCAAGGAGGUUUCUUUUCCCUGUGACCAGGAUUCAGUGGCCGCUUUUCCACCCGAUGGAGAGUGGCAAAGCGUUUUGUGUUAAGGGCUCUCAUCCUGGCAGAGGCAGCGGUGGGGAGGGGAAGACUGUGAGGAGAAGGGAUGUCCUGGGAGAGGCAUGGCGGGAGGGCUCUGGGAGGGUGGUGAUGCAUAACUGUGGAUGAGCAAUGACAUCCCCAUGCGAAACACUCAGCGAGAAGAGGAUUGGGAGGAGGUCAAGAUGUUGUUGGAUGUGCUGCAAGGUGCCAGCUAGGUACUAGAGCACAGCAAGUGACAUGGGAGAGGAAAAUCACAGCUCCAGCAUCAGAGGAGCACACAGGGUGAUC
Molecule: messenger RNA, 5328 nt
Organism: Harpia harpyja (harpy eagle)
Lineage: Eukaryota; Metazoa; Chordata; Aves; Accipitriformes; Accipitridae
Gene: PROX2
Product: prospero homeobox 2
Exons: 5
Coding region: 1932-3983 (683 amino acids)
Biological process (GO): regulation of transcription by RNA polymerase II
Cellular component (GO): nucleus
Molecular function (GO): RNA polymerase II cis-regulatory region sequence-specific DNA binding; DNA-binding transcription factor activity, RNA polymerase II-specific
Source: RefSeq, a predicted model, not a curated record